AUGGAGCGUCCACAGACUCAGGACGGGCAGGACCAUCCCAGUCUUCAAGUCAUGGUGCUAAAACAGAGGCCUGACACGGGCUCUAAAGAUGUGAUCGAGGGCACAAAAGAAGUGAUCGAGGGCACUAAAUAUGUGACCGAGGGCUCUAAAGAUGUGGCCGAGGGCACUAAAGAUGUGACCGAAGGCACUAAAGAUGUGACCGAGGGCUCUAAAGAUGUGAUCGAGGGCUCUAAAGAUGUGACCGAAGCCACUAAAGAUGUGACCGAGGGCUCUAAAGAUGUGAUCGAGGGCUCUAAAGAUGUGAUCGAGGGCACUAAAGAUGUGAUCGAGGGCACUAAAGAAGUGAUCGAGGGCUCUAAAGAUGUGAUCGAGGGCUCUAAAGAUGUGAUCGAGGGCACUGAAGAUGUGACCGAGGGCACUAAAGAAGUGAUCGAGGGCUCUAAAGAUGUGACCGAGGGCUCUAAAGAUGUGAUCGAGGGCACUAAACAUGUGACCGAGGGCUCUAAAGAAGUGACCGAGGGCACUAAAGAAGUGAUCGAGGGCUCUAAAGAAGUGAUCGAGGGCUCUAAAGAUGUGACCGAAAGCUCUAAAGAUGUGAUCGAGGGCUCUAAACAUGGCUCUAAAGAUGUGACCGAGGGCACUAAAGAUGUGACCGAAGGCACUAAAGAUGUGAUUGAGGGCUCUAAAGAAGUGAUUGAGGGCUCUAAAGAUGUGAUCGAGGGCUCUAAAGAUGUGAUCGAGGGCACUGAAGAUGUGACCGAGGGCACUAAAGAAGUGAUCGAGGGCUCUAAAGAUGUGAUCGAGGGCUCUAAAGAUGUGACCGAGGGCUCUAAAGAUGUGAUCGAGGGCACUGAAGAAGUGAUCGAGGGCUCUAAAGAUGUGAUCGAGGGCUCUAAAGAUGUGAUCGAGUGCUCUAAAGAUGUGAUCGAGGGCACUAAAGAAGUGAUCGAGGGCUCUAAAGAUGUGACCGAGGGCACUGAAGAUGUGACCGAGGGCUCUAAAGAUGUGACCGAGGGCACUAAAGAUGUGACCGAGGGCUCUAAAGAAGUGACCAAGGGGUCUAAAGAUGUGAUCAAGGGCACUGAAGAUGUGACCGAGGGCUCUAAAGAAGUGACCGAGGGCUCUAAAGAUGUGAUCGAGGGCACUAAACAUGUGACCGAGGGCUCUAAACAUGUGACCGAGGGCUCUAAAGAAGUGACAGAGGGCACUAAAGAAGUGACCGAGGGCUCUAAAGAUGUGACCGAGGGCUCUAAAGAUGUGACCGAAAGCUCUAAAGAUGUGAUCGAGGGCUCUAAACAUUGCCCGUCAGUGCCUGUCAGAGGCCGUCAGAGCCCGUCAGAACCCGUCAGUGCCCGUCAGAGCCCGUCAGUGUCCGUCAGAGCCCGUCAGAGCCCGUCAGAGCCCGUCAGUGCCCGUCAGAGCCCGUCAGUGCCCGUCAGUGCCCGUCAGAGCCCGUCAGUGUCCGUCAGUGUCCGUCAGAGCCCGUCAGAGCCCGUCAGAGCCCGUCAGAGCCCGUCAGAGCCCGUCAGAGCCCGUCAGAGCCCGUCAGAGCCCGUCAGUGUCCGUCAGAGCCCGUCAGUGCCCGUCAGAGCCCGUCAGGUGCCCGUCAGUGCCCGUCAGAGCCCGUCAGUGUCCGUCAGAGCCCGUCAGUGCCCGUCAGUGCCCGUCAGUGUCCGUCAGAGCCCGUCAGUGCCCGUCAGAGCCCGUCAGAGCCCGUCAGUGCCCGCCAGUGCCCGCCAGUGCCCGUCAGUGUCCGUCAGAGCCCGUCAGUGCCCGUCAGAGCCCGUCAGAGCCCCUCAGUGCCCGUCAGAGCCCGUCAGUGUCCGUCAGAGCCCGUCAGUGUGCCCGUCAGAGCCCGUCAGAGCCCGUCAGAGCCCGUCAGUACCCGUCAGAGCCCGUCAGUGCCCGUCAGUGCCCGUCAGUGCCCGUCAGAGCCCGUCAGUGCCCGUCAGUGCCCGUCAGAGCCCGUCAGUGCCCGCCAGUGCCCGCCAGUUCCCGUCAGUGUCCGUCAGAGCCCGUCAGUGCCCGUCAGAGCCCGUCAGAGCCCGUCAGUGUCCGUCAGAGCCCUCAGUGCCCGUCAGAGCCUGUCAGUGUCCGUCAGAGCCCCUCAGUGCCCGUCAGAGCCCGUCAGUGUCCGUCAGAGCCCCUCAGUGCCCGUCAGUGCCCGUCAGAGCCCGUCAGUGUCCGUCAGAGCCCGUCAGUGCCCGUCAGUGCCCGUCAGUGUCCGUCAGAGCCCGUCAGUGCCCGUCAGAGCCCGUCAGAGCCCGUCAGUGCCCGCCAGUGCCCGCCAGUGCCCGUCAGUGUCCGUCAGAGCCCGUCAGUGCCCGUCAGAGCCCGUCAGAGCCCCUCAGUGCCCGUCAGAGCCCGUCAGUGUCCGUCAGAGCCCGUCAGUGCCCGUCAGAGCCCGUCAGAGCCCGUCAGAGCCCGUCAGUACCCGUCAGAGCCCGUCAGUGCCCGUCAGUGCCCGUCAGUGCCCGUCAGAGCCCGUCAGUGCCCGUCAGUGCCCGUCAGAGCCCGUCAGUGCCCGCCAGUGCCCGCCAGUUCCCGUCAGUGUCCGUCAGAGCCCGUCAGUGUCCGUCAGAGCCCGUCAGUGCCCGUCAGAGCCCGUCAGAGCCCGUCAGAGCCCGUCAGUGCCCGUCAGUGCCCGUCAGAGCCCGUCAGUGUCCGUCAGAGCCCCUCAGUGCCCGUCGGAGCCUGUCAGAGCCCGUCAGUGCCCGUCAGAGCCCGUCAGAGCCCGUCAGUGUCCGUCAGAGCCCCUCAGUGCCCGUCGGAGCCCGUCAGAGCCCGUCAGUGUCCGUCAGAGCCCGUCAGAGCCCGUCAGAGCCCGUCAGUGCCCGUCAGAGCCCGUCAGUGUCCGUCAGAGCCCGUCAGAGCCCGUCGGAGCCGGUCAGAGCCCGUCAGUGCCCGUCAGAGCCCGUCAGUGCCCGUCAGAGCCCGUCAGAGCCCGUCAGUGUCCGUCAGAGCCCCUCAGUGCCCGUCGGAGCCCGUCAGAGCCCGUCAGUGCCCGUCAGAGCCUGUCAGUGUCCGUCAGAGCCCCUCAGUGCCCGUCAGAGCCCGUCAGUGUCCGUCAGAGCCCGUCAGAGCCCGUCAGUGCCCGUCAGUGCCCGUCAGAGCCCGUCAGAGCCCGUCAGUGUCCGUCAGAGCCCCUCAGUGCCCGUCGGAGCCUGUCAGAGCCCGUCAGUGCCCGUCAGAGCCCGUCAGAGCCCGUCAGUGUCCGUCAGAGCCCCUCAGUGCCCGUCGGAGCCCGUCAGAGCCCGUCAGUGUCCGUCAGAGCCCGUCAGAGCCCGUCAGAGCCCGUCAGUGCCCGUCAGAGCCCGUCAGUGCCCGUCAGAGCCCGUCAGUGCCCGUCAGAGCCUGUCAGUGUCCGUCAGAGCCCUCAGUGCCCGUCAGAGCCCGUCAGUGUCCGUCAGAGCCCCUCAGUGCCCGUCAGAGCCCGCCAGUGUCCGUCAGAGCCCGUCAGUGCCCGUCAGUGCCCGUCAGUGUCCGUCAGAGCCCGUCAGUGCCCGUCAGAGCCCGUCGGAGCCCGUCAGUGCCCGCCAGUGCCCGCCAGUGCCCGUCAGUGUCCGUCAGAGCCCGUCAGUGCCCGUCAGAGCCCGUCAGAGCCCCUCAGUGCCCGUCAGAGCCCGUCAGUGUCCGUCAGAGCCCGUCAGUGCCCGUCAGAGCCCGUCAGAGCCCGUCAGUACCCGUCAGAGCCCGUCAGUGCCCGUCAGUGCCCGUCAGUGCCCGUCAGAGCCCGUCAGUGCCCGUCAGUGCCCGUCAGAGCCCGUCAGUGCCCGCCAGUGCCCGCCAGUUCCCGUCAGUGUCCGUCAGAGCCCGUCAGUGUCCGUCAGAGCCCGUCAGAGCCCGUCAGAGCCCGUCAGAGCCCGUCAGUGCCCGUCAGAGCCCGUCAGAGCCCGUCAGUGUCCGUCAGAGCCCCUCAGUGCCCGUCGGAGCCUGUCAGAGCCCGUCAGUGCCCGUCAGAGCCCGUCAGAGCCCGUCAGUGUCCGUCAGAGCCCCUCAGUGCCCCGUCGGAGCCCGUCAGAGCCCGUCAGUGUCCGUCAGAGCCCGUCAGAGCCCGUCAGAGCCCGUCAGUGCCCGUCAGAGCCCGUCAGUGUCCGUCAGAGCCCGUCAGAGCCCGUCGGAGCCUGUCAGAGCCCGUCAGUGCCCGUCAGAGCCCGUCAGAGCCCGUCAGUGUCCGUCAGAGCCCCUCAGUGCCCGUCGGAGCCCGUCAGAGCCCGUCAGUGCCCGUCAGUGCCCGUCAGAGCCUGUCAGUGUCCGUCAGAGCCCCUCAGUGCCCGUCAGAGCCCGUCAGUGUCCGUCAGAGCCCGUCAGAGCCCGUCAGUGCCCGUCAGUGCCCGUCAGAGCCCGUCAGAGCCCGUCAGUGUCCGUCAGAGCCCCUCAGUGCCCGUCGGAGCCUGUCAGAGCCCGUCAGUGCCCGUCAGAGCCCGUCAGAGCCCGUCAGUGUCCGUCAGAGCCCCUCAGUGCCCGUCGGAGCCCGUCAGAGCCCGUCAGUGA
Molecule: messenger RNA, 4494 nt
Organism: Knipowitschia caucasica
Lineage: Eukaryota; Metazoa; Chordata; Actinopteri; Gobiiformes; Gobiidae
Source: the annotation of a GenBank genome assembly